AUGGGGCUAACUGCUAAACCUUUAUCUUUGAAAGUUAACGCCGCUUUGUUCGAUGUCGACGGAACUAUUAUUAUCUCUCAACCAGCCAUUGCUGCUUUCUGGAGAGAUUUCGGUAAGGACAAACCUUAUUUCGACGCCGAGCAGGUCAUCCAAAUUUCCCAUGGUUGGAGAACCUUCGAUGCAAUUGCCAAGUUUGCUCCCGACUUUGCCAAUGAAGAAUACGUUAACAAAUUAGAAGCUGAAAUCCCUGUCAAGUACGGUGAAAAAUCCAUCGAAGUUCCAGGCGCCGUCAAGUUAUGUAAUGCUCUAAACGCUUUGCCAAAAGAAAAGUGGGCUGUAGCAACUUCCGGUACCCGCGAUAUGGCGGAAAAAUGGUUUGAACAUUUAGGAAUCAGGAGACCAAAGUAUUUCAUAACGGCAAACGAUGUCAAACAAGGUAAGCCCCACCCAGAACCAUACUUGAAGGGUAGAAACGGCCUAGGAUAUCCAAUCAACGAACAAGAUCCUUCUAAAUCUAAGGUAGUAGUCUUUGAAGACGCUCCAGCAGGUAUUGCUGCCGGUAAAGCUGCUGGCUGCAAGAUAAUUGGUAUUGCCACUACUUUCGAUUUGGACUUCUUGAAGGAAAAGGGUUGUGAUAUUAUUGUCAAGAAUCACGAAUCCAUUAGGGUUGGCGGUUACAACGCCGAAACAGAUGAAGUCGAUUUUAUCUUUGAUGACUAUCUAUAUGCUAAGGACGAUCUAUUGAAGUGGUAA
Messenger RNA from Saccharomyces kudriavzevii IFO 1802, 753 nucleotides. It is a transcript of the gene GPP2, whose product is annotated as glycerol-1-phosphatase HOR2. Bases 1 to 753 code for a protein of 250 amino acids. The record is from RefSeq and is a predicted model, not a curated record. Lineage: Eukaryota; Fungi; Ascomycota; Saccharomycetes; Saccharomycetales; Saccharomycetaceae. The transcript has a single exon. Gene Ontology annotation, biological process: glycerol biosynthetic process; response to osmotic stress. Gene Ontology annotation, molecular function: sn-glycerol 1-phosphatase activity; beta-phosphoglucomutase activity.